AUGUCGAGCGUUCCCAAUACUCCAGGUGGUCGGGUUACAAGGUUACACCCUGAGGGUAGUGUAGCCCCUACCACUCAAGGGGGGCAACAACCAGCCACCCCAGCGGUGGAAAACCCUGCCACCACCUCUACAAGUACCAAUGCAAUCCUUCAGGCUUUAGCUGGUCUAAACCAAAGGUUCGAGGAACAAAAUCAGGAGAUGGCUCGUCUACGUAUACAGGUGCAGUCUCUCCAAUCUGCUUCUCACGAUGGAGGUUCAAAUGAACCUCCCUCCCCAACCAGGACGGCCAUCCCACCGCCUGGUUUCCGUCGCGAACUCCCCGCACAUUUAGAGGGUCAAUCCCUAGCUAAUGCAAACGCGUUAGGCGUUCGAACCGGGGGGAUCGAUCGUCACUCCCAGUCCCCUGCCCCCGGCUCGGGAUUUACUCUUCCCAAGUUACCCAUGGCCAACCUGGAAAAGUUCAAGGGAGAUCGAGGUAAACUUCCAGCUUUCAUAUCCCGUGCUAGAAUGAUGCUAGAGAUGGCAGGCAACAAUAUGCUUCCAGAAGCACAGGUGCUCUGGAUCGCCUCUCACUUGAUAGAGGACGCCGGGGCAUGGUGGGACGGUUAUUUUUCAACACCGUCCGUCGAACGCCCGGGUUGGACCCGGGAACCAGAGGCUUUCUUCGCCGAACUCAAAAGAAUUUACGGCGACCCAGAUCGUCACCGUUAUGCGGUUAACCAACUACGAUCCAUCAAGCAAGUUCACUGCCAUUAUUACUGA
This is a messenger RNA of Tremella mesenterica DSM 1558, 762 nucleotides long. RefSeq lists its product as uncharacterized. The transcript has 2 exons. Bases 1 to 762 code for a protein of 253 amino acids. The record is from RefSeq and is a predicted model, not a curated record. Lineage: Eukaryota; Fungi; Basidiomycota; Tremellomycetes; Tremellales; Tremellaceae.